CUUGUGUGCCGAUGCAGAGUGAAGUUCUCCUUUUGCAGCGUGAGAGACAAACCAAAGUAUGUCCUAACACUCCAGCUUCAACACAUGAGCUCCAAAAGCACCGCAGAGCACAGAGGAAACAACCUGCACCCGACAACAUGCACUGAAGAAAAGGAAAUAACAGCAGCACGGUCAAAAUCUCUGACAUGUGCAGCGGCUCCACAAAGCCAGUUUCACAGUAACCGAGUUAAGGUGUCACGCAUCCAGCUGCCACACAGACAGUCCAACAGUCAGUGAGCCUGACGGUCACAAAGAGCUCGAGCCGGUCUGAAUGUGAGGUGACACAGCAAGUGGGAAGAGAUGAGGAGAGUUCGGAGAAAAGUUGGGAACAAAGAUAAGGUGUUUGGAUGUGAUCUGCUGGAGCACCUGACAGCCACCUCUCAAGAGAUUCCUCUGGUCUUACAAUGCUGCAGUGAGUUCGUUGAGCAUCAUGGGAUCGUGGAUGGGAUCUACAGGUUGUCCGGAGUAUCGUCCAACAUACAGAAACUGAGGGGUGAGUUCGAGAGCGACAAUAAUCCGGAUAUGAACAAAGAUUUGUACCUGCAGGACAUCCACUGUGUCAGCUCUCUGUGUAAAGCGUAUUUCAGAGAGCUGCCAAACCCUCUGCUCACAUAUCAGCUCUACGACAAGUUUGCUGAGGCCGUGGCCAUCCAGCUGGAGGAGGAAAGGCUGGUGAAGAUCAGAGAUGUGCUGAAAGAACUGCCAGCACUCCAUUACAGGACUCUGGAGUUUUUGAUGUGUCAUCUUGUCAAAAUGGCCUCGUUCUCCGCCGAGACCAACAUGCACGCCAGGAACCUGGCUAUCGUCUGGGCUCCUAAUCUGCUCAGGUCAAAGGACAUUGAGGCAACAGGGUUUAACGGCACGGCUGCCUUCAUGGAGGUCAGGGUCCAGUCCAUCGUGGUGGAGUUCAUCCUCACACACGUCCCUCAGCUGUUUCCUCAACAAGGUGUAUCAUCUGAAAGAAGAAAUUCUCUCCCUUCCCCGUCAGCGAUGACCAAUCAGGAGGAGGUGCCUUUAAAGUGCGUUCCCACUCACAUUACCGCCAACUUUGGAAACAUCAGCCCAGGAGACGGUCCGCUCCCUAUACGACCGUACCACGCUAUAAUAGAAGGCACUGACAAGAGGAAAGGAUCUCUCAAAGGAAAGAAGUGGAUGUCCAUCUUUAACAUCGGAGGACGAUUCCCCGACCCGAGGCGAAGGCACAAACAAUCAUCUAAAGAGAAAGAAAGACCUGUUUUAAGACCAGCGAGAAGCAUGGAUUCCCUCAGCUCCCCGUCCUUCCCAGAAGGAGCCAGACGUCCUGGCCAGCGCCCUCCUUCCACCAACAUGUCUCCCCUCGUCACCACGGCCGCACAGUCUGGCUCAGAUAUUGCGGUAUCUACUAACGCUGGUGCGACGGGUGGCAGCGAAUAUGCUGUGACGUACCGCAGGGGCACAGGACUAGUAAGCGGGGGUGCGGGGACCCAGGGCACCUAUACUGCACUUGACCCUGACAGUUUAUCGCUCAUAAACUGCGACACUGUCAGUUCCAGAUCUCCGGGACUCACUUCUAAAACAGGCAAAAGAGCAGCUAUGCACAUCACAGGGCCUACCAUUGUUACAGUGCCCCUCCAUAUCACCUCUAACCUGGCGUUAGGUGUUCUGCAAGGAGGUGGAGGCGGAGGCGCCAGGGUCGUCCUCCGUGGUAGGGAUAAGGACGGAGGACACAGAGGGGAUGGUAAAGAGGGAAGAGAGAAGGUGGAGAGGCAGGAAAGCGGAAGAACAGAAAGGAAGGUCGUAGAGGUUAGGAAAGUUGUCGAAGAGGACAAAAAUCACAAGGGGGAAGAAAAAGACAGGGAGGGAGUCGUGGAUGGAGUAGGGGAUACUGUGGCAAAUGUUGCCGGCGAGGAAAAGGGUGGAGAGAAAAAGGAGGAGGCGGAGGAAGAGGAAGAGGUGGAGGAGGCGGAGGAGGAGAAGGAGGAGGAGGAGGAGAAGGAGGAGGAAGAGGAGGAGGAGGAGGAGGAGGAGGAGGAAGAAGAGAAGGAAGAAGAGGUGAGAGAACAAUGGAAACCGAAGCCGGUGCCAGUUGGACAAAGUACUUCCAGAGAGCAACAAGUCAAAAGCCGAAUGUCCAGUGUGGAGGGAGAUAAUGAUGAAGAUGCUGCGGAUGAGGACAUCAAUGGUGAUGAUAACAGUGAAUACAUGGUGAUGAAAGGGGUGAGGUCGUCUGAUAUUCAGUCACAGGAGACGCACGUUGAGGAUGAGAGUCCGUAUGAAGGUUGUGAUGUCCUCAACUCUACAGAGAUGGAGGGGGAGAACCAGGAGCUGUACGGCUACGUUCAAGAUAACUUUGAAUUUCUGGACCACUUGGACUGCCUCAACGUCUCCUCUCAGGUGAACGAGUUCUCCGUCGAACCUCCGUCUUACUACGAUGAUGACUAUGAAGACAUGGAGCAAGCUCAGGCUUCCAAUCAUCCUCUGCCAGACCCCAAAGAAACACACCAGCUUAAGCCACACAGGCCAAUCAGCCUCGAUUUGGACAACAGACACACUAAAUCCCUCAGUUUGCCUUACAUGGUCUCACCUAUCAUUGAACCACAGGAUGGGUGGACAGGAGAGGAAUACUCUGAUGAAAGUGUUUGCAGUAGUGAUGAGGAUGAGAGCAUGUAUAUGAAAAGCCUUCCUGCCGAUUUCUUUCUAAACAAUCAUAGCGAGUUGGACACAGACAGUCUCGGUUUCAAUCGACUUUCAGAUGAUUCAAAAAGAAAAGCUGAGCCGUUGCAGACUGAAUCUUCUGCCUGUAAAGAGCCAACCGCUGGAAAUCAGAAGCAAGGAGAAGAGAAAGAUGAAGAAGAGGAAGAAGCUGAAGGAGAUAAAGAUGGACAGGAGAGAGAGGACGCAACGAAGAAGGAAGAGGAAGAGGAAGAUACAUUUAACCAGGGAGGACACCAACCAGAGGAGAAUAUGCAAAGCGGAGCGACAGAGGUAUACCUCAGCACUGUGACGGAUGCUCACUGCGACGAAGUAGAACCUCUCCCUUCAGAGUUUCCACCGCCGUUGGAUGACGACGCUGACGAAUUUAGCACUAUGGCUGACAUGAAGGUUGAAGAAGAAGGGAAGGAAGUGGUUGAUAAUCUUUACAGUGAUUAUCCACCUGGUGACGCAGAUUCUUGUGCUGAUGAUUCAGCCGAGUCCAGAGACUUUUCCGAAAUGGCAACAGAUCAGUUUGAUUCCUGUGUCACGGGGGAAAAGGAAGGGGGAGAGGAAGAGGAGGUAGAGGAGAUGGAGUUAGAUAAGGAGAUAGAGGACAUAUGUCAAGAAAGAGAAAGAAAGGAAAGCAGAUCUGAGACAGCUUUGGAUGUGGAAAUAAAAGAAAGCGGAGAGAUAGCUGACAAAAAACCUGAAGAAAAGAUGGAGGAGGAUCAAGGCAAAGAGCAGGACAAAACACUUUGUAGAACAAUCUCCAAUAUGUGGGAUGAACUUCAGGAGGUUGUGUGUGAAGUGAUUGAGGAUGAAGAAAGUACGCAGGGUGAGAGGAAGGGUGUCGAAGAAGGCGUCGACAGGGAGGUUAAUGUGGUAGAGGAUGUAGAUGAGACAGCAAUGGUUUCAGGAGAGAAAGUGGUUGAGGUUGAGGAAGAAAUGAUGAACAAAACAGAAGAUAAAAUAGACGUUGUGGAGGAACCGAGGGAGAUGACUCAAGAGAAGCACGCAGGGCGCAAGGACGCAGAGACGCAGCAAGAGUUUGAGGAAAAAGAGACUGACUUACCUAAGAAAAGUGAAUUAGUAGUAGUACUUAAUGAAGGAGCAAAGGAUCACGAACGAGAAGAAGUGGAACAAAAAGAGAACAAGGACAAAGCUAAUGAGCGCUCUGCAUUACCGCCGAGCGUUCACGAAAAGGAUAAACGACUAAAAGAGGUCAAGUCUGAUAUGAAAGAGUCAAAUGAGGGCAGGAAGUGGGAGGAGAGCCCAGGAGGAGUUGGAAGGAAGCUGGUCAUCACCAAACAAUCUCCAAUGAAAGUUUACCAAGUUAAAGCGGUGCCGGUCGUGCCGCCGAAGCCGCAACACUGCAAAAUGACCGCCCUGACCAUCCGGCAGCAGCAUGAACGAGAGAGGAGGGAGGCCGCCAAAGCCUCGACAGAAGGAGGAGAACAGAAGGAGAAAGACGGAGACGUGGAGACGGACGAGGGAAGGGGGAAAAAGGACCUGCUGGGGAUCCCAGACAAGGAGAGGAGGAGGGACGGGGACGAAGGCGCCACGAGGGACCCGGCGGCCAGAAACAGUCCCCUGAGCAUUUGUUUCGACGAGGCCGUUGCCAAAGCAACCAUGAGGCGAGAAAAGGAGAAAGAGUGCGAGAAGGAGAAGCAGAGGGGUAGUGAAGUGCAGUGAAGGGUUUUGUUUGAACUGUACAAACUAUUUUUUUUUUUUUACAGGCAGCAGAAACCGGCUGCAAGUGACCUAACUGAGGUUUUUCUUUUUAUCAACUGCAUUUACAACAACAGUAUUACCCGUCUAAUGUUACUUAAGAUGUUUAAGUGUUUCUCUGCUACGCACAAACUUAUUGUGCAAUCAGGAAAGUUUAAAUAAUUGCUGGAUUUUAGCUGUCAAAUACAAAAUAUAGCCUCCCUCAGAAACUGUAGAGUUGGGAUUAAAGGUAAAGUGCUGCUCCAACAUGUUAAGGAGGAAUUAUUUGACAAACUUCUGCCUUUUAAAAGCGUUCUACUCUUCUUCUUUUUUUACUCUUAUCAUCCUUAUAUGUCAUGCUCACUCUGAAGUGAAGAUGAAAAGUUGAGCCUUAGCCUAUAUCCAGUUCACUCCUCUGAACAUUGAUGGGCAUAAUUCCUGAAUUAUUAUCCCAUGCAAGUAUAUGUAUAUAUACAGUACAUGUAUAUAUAAAAGUGUCAAAGUUUAUUAUAUAAUAAUUGAAUAGCUGUAAGAGCUGUGAGGAUAAAUGGAAAUUUAGGAUAAAUAUAAUGCCUGCUAAAGUGCUGUGUUUUCAGAAUUAUGUG
Molecule: messenger RNA, 5024 nt
Organism: Scomber scombrus (Atlantic mackerel)
Lineage: Eukaryota; Metazoa; Chordata; Actinopteri; Scombriformes; Scombridae
Gene: arhgap30
Product: rho GTPase-activating protein 30
Exons: 14
Coding region: 340-4404 (1354 amino acids)
Biological process (GO): small GTPase-mediated signal transduction
Molecular function (GO): GTPase activator activity
Source: RefSeq, a predicted model, not a curated record